AUGAACUCGCUGGCACCAUAUUCAGUUGGGACUUGCCUCACCUCGUUGCAGCCCCAAAAACGCAACCAUUCCAAUUCACUAACAACAACAUGUUCUAUCAAAGUCCCACAACCACCACCAGUUCUUGUACAAAACGAGAAUCAAUUCAAGAGAAGAGACGCAAUAGGCCUCUCCAUAAGUUUUGGCCUUCUUCAUUCUUUAUUACCACCAAUAAUACCAAUUGCAACAGCAGCUUCUGAAGUAGCUCCAUGUGAAUUAACAGUAGCUCCUUCAGGCCUUUCCUUUUGUGAUAAAAUUGUAGGCACUGGUCCUCAGGCUGUCAAGGGACAGCUUAUUAAGGCACAUUAUGUAGGGAGAUUGGAGAAUGGAAAAGUUUUCGACAGCAGCUACAAUCGCGGCAAGCCACUCACAUUUCGCGUCGGUGUUGGAGAGGUUAUCAAAGGAUGGGAUGUAGGCAUUUUAGGAGAUGAUGGAAUUCCUCCUAUGUUUGCAGGAGGUAAACGUACAUUGAAGCUUCCUCCAGAACUUGGAUAUGGUUCAAGAGGGGCUGGUUGUAAAGGAGGUUCAUGUGUCAUUCCUCCUGAUUCUGUACUCUUAUUUGAUGUGGAGUUUGUUAGCAAAGCAUGA
Molecule: messenger RNA, 627 nt
Organism: Lathyrus sativus (Indian pea)
Lineage: Eukaryota; Viridiplantae; Streptophyta; Magnoliopsida; Fabales; Fabaceae
Source: the annotation of a GenBank genome assembly